Psammomys obesus (fat sand rat) is the source of this 1978-nucleotide messenger RNA. RefSeq names its product DNA topoisomerase I mitochondrial (gene Top1mt). The transcript is spliced from 15 exons. Gene Ontology annotation, molecular function: DNA topoisomerase type I (single strand cut, ATP-independent) activity; DNA binding. Gene Ontology annotation, biological process: DNA replication; DNA topological change. Gene Ontology annotation, cellular component: mitochondrial nucleoid; chromosome. The coding region runs from base 13 to 1911 and encodes 632 amino acids. The record is from RefSeq and is a predicted model, not a curated record. Lineage: Eukaryota; Metazoa; Chordata; Mammalia; Rodentia; Muridae.
GCACGCUUACGCAUGCUGCUGUUAUGGCUCAGGUCUUUGCAUCGGCAUUUCCAGCAUGGGUCCCUCCGCGUUCCCUGUCGACAAGCGUCCCGGGGCUCAAAGGCUAGCAGAGCCGGGUGGGAAGAAAAGAGCAAGAGCAGUGUGAAGUGGAGGCAGCUGGAACACAAGGGCCCAUACUUCAGCCCAGCCUAUGAGCCCCUUCCUGAUGGAGUUCACUUCUUCUAUGAUGGAAAGCCGGUGAGGCUGAGCUUGGCAGCGGAGGAGGUCGCUACUCUCUAUGGGAAAAUCCAGCAUCUUGAGUGUACGACCAAGGAAGUCUUCCAGAGGAACUUCUUCAGUGACUGGCGGAAGGAAAUGACAGCUGAGGAGAGGAAGCUCAUCACACACCUUGACAAAUGUGACUUCACGGAGAUCCAUAGGCACUUCAUGGAGAAAGCUGAGGCCCGCAAGACCCUGCCCAGGGAGCAGAAGCAGAAGCUCAAAGAAGAGUCAGAGAAGCUUCAGCAGGAGUUUGGCUACUGUAUUUUAGAUGGCCACAGAGAAAAAAUUGGCAAUUUCAAGACGGAGCCACCUGGCUUGUUCCGUGGCCGAGGUGACCAUCCCAAGAUGGGAAUGUUGAAGAGGAGGGUCAUGCCAGAGGAUGUGGUCAUCAACUGCAGCAGGGAUUCCAAGGUCCCCGAGCCCCCAGCCGGUCACCAGUGGAAAGAGGUGCGCUCCGAUGACACGGUCACGUGGCUGGCAUCAUGGACGGAGAACAUCCAGAACUCCUUCAAGUACAUCGUACUGAACCCCAGCUCCAAGCUGAAGGGGGAGAUGGAUUGGCGGAAGUAUGAGGUAGCUCGACGCUUGAAGGGGGUUGUUGACAAGAUCCGUGCUCAGUAUCAGGCCGACUGGGAGUCACCAGAAGUGAAGAAAAGGCAGCUGGCUGUGGCCCUUUAUUUUAUCGAUAAGCUGGCGCUGCGGACAGGAAAUGAGAAGGAAGAGGGUGAGACGGCCGACACCGUGGGCUGCUGCUCACUCCGUGUGGAGCAUGUCCGACUGCACGCACAGGCUGAUGGCCAAGAGCAUGUUGUGGAGCUGGACUUCCUGGGGAAGGAUUCCAUCCGCUACAAUAACCACGUGACAGUGGAGAAGUUGGUGUUCCAGAACCUUCAACACUUCAUGCAGAACAAGGAUCCUAGGGAUGACCUUUUUGAUGCACUGACUACUUCCAGCCUGAACAAGCACUUGCAGGACUUGAUGGAGGGGCUGACAGCCAAGGUGUUCCGGACCUACAAUGCCUCUAUUACUCUGCAGGAGCAGCUGCGGGUGCUGACCUGUGCACAGAAAGCCAUGAAGGACGAUGCCCGCCUCCCAUGCACACACCACUCUCUAGUCAAGAGUUUCCUCAAGGAGACACUGAGACCCAUGGGCUCAGAAACUCUCUGGUCAUGGCAAGCUGAAGACAGCCUAACCUGCAAAGUUUUAGCUUACAACCGGGCGAACCGGGCUGUGGCUGUCCUCUGUAACCAUCAGAGAGCAAUUCCCAAGACCUUCGAGAAGUCGAUGCAGAUGCUCCAAAAAAAGAUUGAGACAAAGAAGGCACAGGUGGCCGAGGCACAGGUAGAGCUGGAGAAGGUGGAAGCUGACCUGAGGAUGAGAGGGGACAGCAAGUCCAAAAGUUACCUUCAAAAGCAGCGGCGGUUGCUGAAGCUGGAACAACAGCUGGCCCAGUUGCGCACGAAGGCCACAGACAAGGAGGAGAACAAGCAGGUGGCCCUGGGCACUGCCAAGCUCAACUACCUGGACCCCAGGAUCAGCAUCGCCUGGUGUAGGAGAUUCGGAGUGCCUGUGGAGAAGAUCUACAACAAGACCCAGAGAGAGAGGUUCGCCUGGGCCUUCGACCAGGCAGGUGAAAACUUUGAAUUCUAAGUUGCCCCUUUGCCACUGAAACUUUCAUUCUAUGAAGCAGUAUUGUAGUUUUCUAUAAUAAAAUGUU